Molecule: messenger RNA, 1925 nt
Organism: Danio aesculapii
Lineage: Eukaryota; Metazoa; Chordata; Actinopteri; Cypriniformes; Danionidae
Gene: socs3a
Product: suppressor of cytokine signaling 3a
Exons: 2
Coding region: 192-815 (207 amino acids)
Biological process (GO): phosphatidylinositol phosphate biosynthetic process; intracellular signal transduction
Cellular component (GO): phosphatidylinositol 3-kinase complex
Molecular function (GO): 1-phosphatidylinositol-3-kinase regulator activity
Source: RefSeq, a predicted model, not a curated record
CUCAGCUCCACAAAGAAACACUAACUUCUCUGAAGCAGGGAAGACAAGAGCGGAGACUCGACACUCUGGAUAAUACACAAAGUUCUCAUUCAACAAAAGAGACUCAGAGGCUCCUUUGACCAGCUCUGUCACCGUUUCUCCAUCAUCAUCAGCUCUGCUUCCCGGCAGCUCAGGGUUUUGUGUGUAUCGCCAUGGUAACCCACAGCAAGUUUGACAACGCAAUGAGCAGCGGCCUGUUUGACGCUAGCUUGCGGCUGCCGUCUCAUCGCUUCAAGACCUUCAGCUCCAAGAUGCAGUUCCAACUGGUGCAGCAUGCCAUCAGAAUGCUGCAGGAGAGUGGCUUCUACUGGGGCGCCAUCAGCGGGAAAGAGGCCAACCACCUGCUGAGCUCCGAGCCCAGCGGGACCUUCUUGGUCAGAGACAGUUCGGACAAUCGGCACUUCUUCACGCUUAGCGUGAAAACUGAAUCAGGCACCAAGAACCUGCGCGUGCAGUGCGACAACAAGUCCUUUUUCCUGCAGACGGACUCAAAGAGCAUGCAGUCCGUACCCCGCUUUGACUGCGUGCUGAAACUGGUCCAGCACUACAUGCCGAAGAGCGCUCUGUCCAUCGGGAUCCCUCGAAGUUCCUACUACAUCUACACAGGAGGGGAGAAAAUCCCUCUGGAGCUGCUCAGGCCUCUGCAGUGCACGAUGUCCUCGCUUCAGCAUCUCUGCAGGAAGACUGUAAACGGACACACGGAUGUUUCCAGCAAGAGAGAACAGCUGCCCCAGCAGCUCAAAGACUUCCUGCAGGAGUAUGACGCCCCUAUUUAAAGCCUGAAAGAGGGAGCUGAUUAUGGCUUACAUUUUUGGGCCUGGAAGUACAUGGAGAGCACAUGGAGUUGUUCAGCCACUGGUAUGAUCACUGAUCCAUUCCUAUGCGGCUGAUGUUGAAGCGCCAUUCUUGCCAUAAGAGACUUGAUGGAUGGAUAUUUUGCCAGUACAACAAACAACCCACUCUGUGGGCACCAAUCACUGCCUUUGCACUGCCCUGAAUCUCCACGCAGGGAGACGUUAGACAGAAACCAGCCGCCACCGCCCUUCUUCCAAGUAAAUAUUUGUGCCUUUCAAAGGAAAAAGGAAGAACUGCACAGCGGGCAUGCUGUUGAGAAACAACUUGUGGACAGAAACAAAAAAACAGCAGGACUGAACACACACAAAUACAGUUGAAGAUCAAAUUAUUAGCCCUGUACUGUGAAAUUUCAAUUCUUUUUCAAAUAUUUCCCAAACAAAGCAAGAAAUUUACUUUUUAAUACUGUACAUUCUUUUCUCUUUUUUAGUUUGGCUGGAAUAAUACUAGUUUAAAACUAUUUUUAAAGGUCAACAUUAUUAAAAAUUCGUUUUGUUUUUAGUUUACAGAGUAAACCACUGCUGUCCAAUGAACUUUAUUAGCAUAGUUAAGCUUUUAAAUGGCACUUCAAGCUGAAUACUUGUAUCUUACAAUAUAAGCAACAUAAUAGAAAGAAAUUCGUUUUUAGAAAUAAGUUAUUGAAACUCUCUCUGUUAAACAUCACUUGGGAAAUCUCUGAAAAAGAAUUAACCUCACAACAUGGUGAAUAAUCCAACUUCAGCUUGAUAUAAAAGGACACUUUUCUGCUUGUACUUGAACGACAGACACUGUGGAACAAAAUGUUGAGUGAAGAUGUUUGUGUUAGCACCGUUACUGAAUGUAUUAACCAACACGGGUCUUCUGUGUCUGAGGAUCGCCCGUGUUUUUUCAGACUUCUCAUGCCAGACACUGUUUACAUACAUGAAGAUGCAUUUAGACCUUUUGUAAAGACAUCUCAACCAUGUUUGAUGAUGGAUGUGACUCGUAUUUAUAUUUAUGAAACCGAAGAACCAUUUCAAUAAUUUAUUAAAGAGCACUAUUUUUCUAAAAAUGAA